UCUGACUCUCCUCCAGCCUGCGCGAGCCAGACCUAACCGCGCAGCUCUACCUGACGAAUCGCCAACCUUCAGGCAGUGUGGCUCUCGGGUGGGGCGGGAGAGAGAAAAGCAAAUUGAGCUCCAGGAAGCAGAGGGGUGUUGUGAGGAUAAACACAACCAUGUACACCACAGAAUAUAAAGGGCUCGGGAUAUGCACAAAUGGCGACUGGUCCGGGAGCAGCGGGAGGCACAGCCCCUCGGCCCCCGCCUGUCUGUGCACUCAGCCCGUGGCGAAGGGCUUUCUCCAGGGAAAGGAAAGGCACUUCUAGGACUCUCGUCUCUAUGCAACUCCGCCUGAGGCAUCGUGGAGGCGGGGCAGAGCGGUCCUCCACACGGGCGGAAGGGAAACCUCUCAGUGAUGAUGACCUGGAAACGGAAGCUGGAGACCUCUCGAAGAUCGGAAGCGAGAGAUCCAGGCAGACGGUCGCUCGGGCCGGCCGGCGCUGCCAUGGAGGAGCCCGAGCGCCGCCGGCGGAGGAAGCGGAGCCCCCGCGGAAGCCCCCCCUCGCCAGGACACCCGGGAGCCAGCAGAUCACAGUCGAAACGGAAGAUCAAGUCUUCGAGCAAAAGGAGCAAAUCUCCCCGAGAGAGAAGAAGCCGAAGUCCUCCUCAUGCGAUAGCCAAAGUCAAGCAGGAGCGAGAGGAUCGCUCCCGGAGGGGGCAUGAAGAACGGCAGCAGGACCAUUCUGAGCUGAAGUACAGGCGGGAGAGAAGCGGUGACAGGCAUCGGGACCACUCGAGCCGAAGGAAGCCCCAUCGAAAGCAGCCUGGAAGUCAUGAAAGAGAAAGGGAGGCUCAUAACCUCCAGGAGCAGGAGGCACAGAGGGAAUUUUAUAAUGAGCGCCGGCGUGAGCAUCGACAGCAGGCAGAAGAAGCAAGUGGUGACGAGGAGAACCAGCAGGCAGGGAGACCCAGCAGCAGGAGUACAGAUAAAGAGCCAUGCAAGAAAGAGAAGCCAAGCUUUGAACUGUCUGGAGCACUUCUGGAAGAUACCAACACUUUCCGCGGUGUCGUGAUCAAAUACUCAGAACCCCCAGAAGCACGCAUCCCAAAGAAGCGGUGGCGUCUGUAUCCUUUUAAGAAUGAUGAGGUUCUCCCAGUUAUGUACAUUCACAGGCAGAGUGCCUAUCUGCUGGGUAGGCACAGACGCAUUGCUGAUAUCCCCAUUGACCAUCCUUCCUGCUCCAAACAACAUGCAGUUUUUCAGUAUCGGCUCGUAGAAUACACCCGCCCAGAUGGCACGGUGGGCCGGAAGGUAAAACCCUACAUUAUUGACCUUGGCUCAGGCAAUGGCACAUUUCUGAAUAACCAGCGCAUUGAACCUCAGCGCUACUACGAACUGAAAGAGAAGGAUGUGCUGAAAUUUGGGUUCAGCAGCAGAGAGUAUGUCCUUCUCCACGAGUCAUCAGAUACCUCAGAGGUGGACCAGAAGGAGGAGGAGGAGGAGGAAGAGGAGGAGGAAGAAGAAUCUGCUUGACAGCGUCAGAAGGAUGGAUGGAUUGAUCCUUUUUGUUCUGCAGCUGUGCUCGAAUCCUUAGUGUGGAUGCUGGAGCAUUGCUGCACCAAUGCCUCUCACUGCCUUAAAGUCUACUGUCUUUUGCUGGUCGCACUCAAUUUUGGGUGCUCCUCAUACACUUGUAUUGUUGGUUCUAGGUAUGGACUGGUGAAGCCAACUUUUGGUUGUCAGGUGGCUCUUAAUCAGAAGACUCGAGUUGGCACAGCAGAUAUCAAUUUUAAAAUAAAACCUGGAAGCAACGAACCAUACUACCCAAAGCAGGGCCUCUUCAACAAACAAACAAACCCCACACAAAAUGGAAACGGCCAACACUUUCUUGUUUGCAAAUUGUUUUUUUUAAAAAGCUACUUUUUAAAAGGGGCUUGAGAUAAAGCCUCGUGCGUGUCUCUAGUCUGACUUAUUCAUGUGUUUACGGUAAAGGAGAUGUAAAGGAGUACAUCUCUGUGGUCAUGCAGAUGAAUUCUGCAUUCAAGUCAGUCUUCAGGGAUAUAUUUUGCAGGUCCUAGGCAGUGCAGUCUGGAAUGACAAAGAAAAGCUCUCUCAAAACAAACAUGUGCUCUCUCUGGCAGUGGCUUUGUAUCACUGAAGUGAAGUGGGGAUUUGAAUGUCUCUCAGAUGCCUGUACUGCCCUGUGAAUAUGUGUUUUGCUUUAUACAGUGAGUAUUUUCCAAGAAGACCUCUUUCAGGAGUAUAGUUUCCUUUGUUUAAAUUUUUCAAUGUUAAUCCUGUUUGUGUUUUCACUUGUAGCAGGAAGCAGUGUGUAAAUGGGGCAGGGACAGAAGAGCUUGUUUCACACUGCCCCUUCUGUGCCCAAAAGACAUUACACAAGCUUCUGUUCCUGUUGUUUGGUAUGCAGCUACCUUGCAAGAAAGGAAGCACAACUUGCUGUACUUUGUUUAGUAAUUUCCCUUCCUGCAUCACACUUCCUGAGAGCACUUCCUGUUUGCUUAAAUGUGGGUGUAUAUAGGAUUGUGUGCACAUGUCUAGAGCUCUACCAAAUGCACUCUAGGAUAAAGUGUAUCAUGUAAAUAUGGGGCCAAAAUGCAGGUUUUGAAAGGCUAGGUAAUGGAUAUGGACAGCAGCAUCUCAUCAGAGUCCCUACUUUUUUUAAAAAAAUAAAGGCUUUGUAAAUUUA
Hemicordylus capensis (graceful crag lizard) is the source of this 2690-nucleotide messenger RNA. It is a transcript of the gene SNIP1, whose product is annotated as Smad nuclear interacting protein 1. The record is from RefSeq and is a predicted model, not a curated record. Bases 398 to 1516 code for a protein of 372 amino acids. Lineage: Eukaryota; Metazoa; Chordata; Lepidosauria; Squamata; Cordylidae. Gene Ontology annotation, molecular function: protein binding; mRNA binding. Gene Ontology annotation, biological process: miRNA processing. The transcript is spliced from 5 exons. Gene Ontology annotation, cellular component: nucleus.